AUGUCUUUUGCACAAUCAGCGCCGCAGAAGCGGCCACGGCUCAGCCUUCAAAUCAAAACACCAACAACAGCAGUUACCUUCGGGAAAUCCUCAACGGCGCUGAAAUCCGACAUUGACCCAUCCUCCCCUACUGCCUUCAACACACUUUCAAAUGCAUACGCUGCUGCCAUCGAGAAUUGUUCGCCGAGAACAGCAAGGCCACCAUUUUCUACUGAGCUCAAGAUAGCCAAACCAACUUCGCUACGCCUGGAAACAACAAACUUUACCAAUACGGGAUACGUACACCCUAGUGAGCGAACUCAAACGCCAGGCCCAUUUACCAUUACCUACCCAGAUACUCCAAGUUCCGCUCAACCAGGCAACACUCCAAUCAGCGAACGUGGUGAGAACAAGCUUGCAUUAGCAACAGCAUUUACUUUUACACCGCCUCAGUCGGCCGGAACCAGCGACCAAUUACCAAAAGUAUUUACAUUCGAUGCCAACGUACCCAAUAAGGACAACCCAAGUACCCCGAGAACACCAAGGGCACGAAGAACAACAAUAAAUUACCAAAAAACCGCACCAUAUACCCACCCAAGAUCCUUGCGCAGCAUCCUCAGGAACUCUCCUUUACCACCAACAAGCAUUAUUAUACCAACCACCCCAAGUCGCAGCUCAUUACGAUUAGCCAACAAGACAGCAAAGAAAGUCGGUUACAACGACCCCCUUACCCAAACAAUUACCACGAACAAAUACGUAAAAUCCCAUAUUGAACUCCUGGCCGAGGAUUCCCCUUACUCCGCCACACCAUCCGAAUCCCAAAACGAAUCCUUAGAUCUAGCAUUAGCCCACACAGCCAACGAGACCCGAGAUGGAGGACAGACCCCGGGUCCAUUUGAAGAAAUGCGAAGACGCAUGGCGGACAGCGAAAUAGAAACCCCAGGUGCCAAAAGGCGCAAGCGCAAGGAAAAGAAACGCAAGUGGGAAUGGACAAUCACAAGUACAGAUGAGAUGGGAGAAUUCAGACCCUACACACCAGUAGAGCAACCGGAAAAGACCCCGGUAACUGCCAUCAGACUGGAAAUUCCACCAAGUCCUGCUGUCACGAGGGAAGGGAGCGUUUCUACAGAUUCAGAAAUGUCCGAAGUGGAGGAACGAUUUGUUCCCCAGGAAACCUGCGCAAAUGCUUCAACCGACUCGGAGAUGUCCGAGGUGGAUGGCAGCAGCAAUUUGGGGACGAGACAAAGCUGUUGA
Messenger RNA from Hymenoscyphus albidus, 1233 nucleotides. The record is from the annotation of a GenBank genome assembly. NCBI's taxonomy places the organism in Eukaryota, Fungi, Ascomycota, Leotiomycetes, Helotiales, Helotiaceae.